AUGCCCAACAGUUACCAGAAUGUUCUAGCCUUCAUAUUUGCCAUAGAAGAGAUCAACAAGAAUCCACAAAUUUUAGCCAACAUAUCUCUGGGAUAUGAGUUCCAUAAUUUCCUUUACAGUCACUGGAGGAUGCUGGAGAAUUCUCUCAGUAUGCUCACUGGACAGAAUGAGAUCCCUAAUUACUCCUGUAGGAGAGAGAGCAAGCCUGUAGCAGUGCUAACAGGAACAUUAUGGCCAACUUCUGCUCAAAUCGGAACCCUGCUGGAGCUCUACAAGUUUCCACAGGUUACAUUUGGUUCUUUCGAUCCUAUGCUAAGAUACAGUGGACAAUUUCCUUCGGUCUAUCAGGUAGCCCCCAAGGAUACAUCUCUGGCCCUUGCUAUGGUGUCCUUGAUGCUUCAUUUCAGCUGGACCUGGGUGGGACUGGUCAUUAUGGAAAGUCAGAAAGGUCUUCAGUUUCUCUCAGAUGUGACAGGAGAGAUGGAUAGGAACAAAGUCUGUGUAGCCUUUGUGAAAAUGGUCUCAACUCUUCUUGUGUCCUAUGCCGCAUUUGCAAAGGAACACAUUAUCCUGACCAAGGAAACAUCACAAGUCAAUGUGAUUAUCAUUUACUAUGACACUGAUAUUCUAAAUGAUGUAAACUAUAGUAUAGAGCAAUAUUUACUAACAGGAAAAGUCUGGGUCACAAACUCACAAUGGCAUGCUGACAUGACUGGGAAAAAUUUCAUACUUAAUUCAUUCCAUGGGACUCUCAUUUUUUCAAACCACCAUGAAAAAAUUUUUGGUUUCAAAACCUUUGUCCAAGAAGCCAACCCUUCUAAAUACCCAGACGACUUUUACCUCACUGUGUUUUGGUUCAAUAAUUUUCACUGCUCAUUCUCUGAUUCUGACUGUUCACUAAAGGACUGUACACCUAAUGCCUCUCUGGCAUGGCUGCCUGUGAGUCAUUUUGAUACAGCCAUGACUGACAGGAGUCACAAUGUGCACAAUGCUGUAUAUGCUGUGGCCCAUGCCCUGCAUGAGAUGCUUCUUCAACAAGCACAGUGGCCACCAUUGGGAAACAAAGAAGUGAUGGUGUUUGCCCCCUGGCAGCUGCACCCUUUUCUGAAGAACAUCCAAUUUACCAAUCCUGCUGGAGACCAAGUGAAUUUGGAUGACAGAAGGAAACUGGAUGUAGAGUACAACAUUCUCAACUUUUGGAAUUUUCCAGAAGGCCUUAGAUUUAAGGUCAAAUUGGGAACAUUUACCCCACAUGUUCCACAUGACCAACAGUUGUCCUUAUCUGAUGAUAUCAUCGAGUGGGCUACAGGAAUUAUGGAGACUCCCCGCUCCAUAUGCAGUGAGAGUUGUUAUCCUGGAUUCAGGAAAUCCCCUCAGGAGGGAAAACUUGCCUGUUGUUUUGAUUGCACUCCUUGCCCAGAGAAUGAGAUCACCAAUGACACCGAUAUGGAGCAGUGUAUGAAGUGUCCUGAUGAUCAGUAUGCCACAAUUCAGCAAAACCACUGCCUCCAAAAGUCUGACACUUAUCUGGCUUAUGAAGACCCCAUGGGGAAGGCUAUGGCUAACACUGCCCUGAGUCUCACCAUUCUCACAGCUGCUGUUCUUGGGGUCUUUGUGAAGCACAGAGACACUCCCACUGUCAAGGCCAACAACAGGGCUCUCAGUUACACCCUCCUCAUCUCCCUCACCUUCUGUUUCCUCUGCUCCUUACUCUUCAUUGGCCGGCCCAACACAGCCACCUGUAUCCUCCAACAGACCAUAUUUGGAGUUGUGUUCACUGUGGCUGUUUCCACUGUCUUGGCCAAAACUGUCACUGUGGUGCUGGCCUUUAAGGUCACUGCUCCAGGCAGAAGGAUGAGGCAGUUGCUGGGUUAUGUUGCUGGCUGGAGAGUGAUAUCAGUUCCUGGAUUCCUCUGGUCAGUUAGCAUCACUUCUGUGGCCUCGUGUGGGGACAUGAGGAGAGAUGAAUCCCGGGCAGAGGAUGAUUUUCCUGCUACAACCUAA
Messenger RNA from Heterocephalus glaber (naked mole-rat), 2004 nucleotides. The record is from RefSeq and is a predicted model, not a curated record. NCBI's taxonomy places the organism in Eukaryota, Metazoa, Chordata, Mammalia, Rodentia, Bathyergidae.